Messenger RNA from Microstroma glucosiphilum, 1760 nucleotides. Its product is annotated as ALG3-domain-containing protein. The transcript is spliced from 4 exons. The record is from RefSeq and is a predicted model, not a curated record. NCBI's taxonomy places the organism in Eukaryota, Fungi, Basidiomycota, Exobasidiomycetes, Microstromatales, Microstromataceae. Gene Ontology annotation, cellular component: endoplasmic reticulum. The coding region runs from base 64 to 1455 and encodes 463 amino acids. Gene Ontology annotation, molecular function: dol-P-Man:Man(5)GlcNAc(2)-PP-Dol alpha-1,3-mannosyltransferase activity.
CCGCCCCUCAGCAAUAACAAAUACCAACACCAUCGCCAUCCACACCCACAUCUCCUCGCCAGCAUGGCUCCCAGGAGCAACGUGAGCAGCCCUCGCAAUGGAAGGCUACCACCAUCAUCUCCUGCUCAAGCCCCUGCACCACGUGACAAGGCAGCUACGAAGCAGAAGAUGACACUGCAAGACUUGGUGAAUCGCCUGCAUCCAACAGUCAAGGAGAUCCUCUUCACCCAGAGGUAUUUCUGGCACGUUGCUGCUGCCGUCCUCGUGGCAGACUCGAUAUUGACAUUGGCCAUCAUUCGCUUCGUUGCCUACACGGAGAUUGACUUCUCGACCUACAUGCAGCAGGCCCAACAAUUCCUGGCAGACGGGCAGCGAAACUAUAGCCAGAUCAAAGGAGACACAGGCCCAUGUGUGUACCCAGCUGGCCACCUCUUCUUCUACUCGAUAAUCCACCGCUUGACAGAUGGAGGCAAAAACUUGCGGGUCGGGCAGUACCUCUUCGGAGGCCUCUACAUGAUCUCGCAAGCUCUCAUGGUAGCCAUAUAUCAGAAAGCUGGUGCCCCAGCCAUUCUCUUGCCCAUACUAGCUUCCUCCAAGAGACUGCACUCCAUCUAUGCUCUGAGAAUGUUCAACGAUGGAGUCGCCAUGACUAUCAUGUUCUCCGCCAUUCUUCUCCUCGCCAACCACAAGUACCGUAUGGGAACAGUGGUCACAAGUCUGGCACUGAGCGUCAAGAUGAACAUCCUCCUCUUCGUUCCGGCUCUUGCGGUCAUCCUCUUCAGAGCUAGAGGAUUCUGGCCAGGGCUAGUCGAUGGGCUGACACUCGUUCUGGUACAAGUCCUCGUCUCCCUGCCCUUCUCCCUCACCCAUCCGUUCGAGUACUUCUCGCAGGCAUUCGACCUCUCGAGGGUGUUUCUUUACAAGUGGACAGUCAACUUGCGCUUCUUACCGGAAGAGGUCUUUCUGGACGUGCGAUUGAGCAUGGCGCUGCUGUUGGUGCACGCCGGCCUCCUGAUCGCGUUUGGAUGGUACAAGUGGACCGCCAUCAGCAGAAUUGGGGCGUCUUCGUGGUUCAGAGCGCAGUGGAGAGCAAAGGAGGUGCUGAGUCCAAAGUUCAUCGUCCUAUCUCUCCUGACCUCGAACCUGAUAGGCAUCAUCUGCGCCCGAUCCUUGCACUACCAGUUCUACGCCUGGUACGCUCAAUCUCUCCCUCUCCUACUCUGGAACGUCAAUCUGCAAGGAACGACAAAGGCUAUCCUCCCUAUCGCCAUCGAGGUAGCUUGGAACACAUACCCCUCGACGAAUACCUCGUCUCUGCUGCUCUGCGCCUCCAACCUCCUGCUCCUGCUCGGUCUCUUCAAGAUGGAUCAUGCAGGGCUGGAAGCGUCUAGCAGCACAAGCAACGGUAUUCGCAGUAAGAGCAGCAGCGCUAGUGGGACACAAAAGAAAGACUAGCCAGCAUAGAUAGGAACUCAUGCUUGUAUAUACCUCAUUGAGUCAUUGACUGAUAGACCGCUAUCGAGAAUGUCCAUACUUUCUUUCCGCGAUGCUUUCCCCUGUCGCGCUCCUCAGUGUGUUUGAGCGUCUAGCUCUCCGUGACCAUUCCAUAACCCGCCAAUGCCCCUGCCGGAGCGAUGCACCUCGUCUCUCACGCUCUCCACCUCCCUCUUGACCUCUUCAAAGACCUCCUCCAAGCUCUUCUCAGCAUCCAAUGUCCUCCAUCGCGUACCCAUCCUACCCUCUACCUCUCCCCCCUGCUC